ACGCGUUUAGCUCGUGACGUCCUUGCUAAAAGUAAUUUGUAUUAACAACAAGCCUAUGUAAUCUUGCAGAGAGAGAGCACGACUUGAAGAAGGUUCUCAAAACAAAUAAUAUUCGCUCACCAAAAUCUGUAGUUCGUUGCCAAAAAGUAUCGCGAGAGCGCCGCGCAAGCUCACUAUGCCAAUAGAAACUUAAACGAACCUUCAUUUCGGCCACCUUCGUCCAACGCCGUAAAUGUAUUUUUACAACAAGCCGCGCCGCGCAGCCGCAAUUCGAAUUUGUGCUAUCGCGCAAAUCGGUCGACACCGCUUGCGUACUUUACACACUCGCCCGCUCACUGAGUAAGAAAACAAGUCGCGGCAUACCAAAAACGAAUUUCAGCGCGCUGAUCGUUAAAUAACACACCGAAAUACCACAAUAGUGCACGGUGCCCGUAAAUAAGGAAAGUAAAAGUGUUCCUCCUCUGGUGUUUUGUUCAUUUAUGGAGGCCUGAAGUUACGAAACACUUGUAGAAAUAUUCAUAGCGCAAGUAUAACAGUCGAAAUUGGAAGGCAAAAGAGAAUACGAAAAAAACAGAUAACAGUAGAGUGUAUGAAUCGCUAACUUGAACGGUUUUUCGAAUUCUUUAGUAACGGUUAAUUCACGCACUGCAAUUUCCUUCAAUAAAUUUAUUUCAUUUUGGAUAAUGUAGCUUACAUUCGGUUAUAUUAAAAGAAAACACAAAUAAAGUUGAGCGCUUAAGUGAAAAGCGUUAAUAAAAUGUCAACAAGGCAGUGGGUGCUAAUAGGAAUUUGCUCCAUAUUUUUUGAAAGUGCACUAAGUCAAUAAUAACAACAAGUCACGAAUAAGUACAACCAAACUACGAAUCAAUAAAACAAAAUAAAAUCCAAACGAAGUGUGUAUCAAAAACCGAUUUUUUUUUUUUUUUUUUUUUUAAUAAUUGUUUAUCAUUUCGUCCACAAUGUACCCCCCCUUGGUACGUGUAACGCUGAAGCCAAACAUUGGCUUUUAUCUCGCCAUUUUAGUGACUUUCUUGAAUGUAGCGGAAUAUGGCGCCGCCAUCAGUAAUGGCAACUUGUCCAAAACCGCUAACACAUCGCUGCCCGCAAUGAUGUCCAGUCAUAGUACAAUCAAUCUCCAGCUACCCGAGUCGCAAGCUGGUGAAAUGGUGACGAACAAGGUGACGGCAUCACAGUGGAGCCCGCGAAACUCGGUGCGACUAAGAGAUGUGCUGAGCAUUUUCGAUAUAUCCAGCGUGGCGGAGCAUUGGAGCAAUAUCCAGAAGGCCAUUGGUAACAAUUGCUCCCAGGACUUGGAACUUUACAUGCGCGGAUUGAAUGCAGCCGAUAUCUGGGCGGUAAAGAUGGAUGAUGCUUCCGGUCAUUAUACAUCUGGCUUUUUCUAUGGAAACAACUAUUGGCUGGGAUCUCUGUCGUUAUGUGAAUCUAUUUACCACGAAGAUGAUAGUGGCAAAUCAAAUGCAAGAUCUGCGAAAAACUCUGGCCUUCCGUUCGCCAAAGCACAUACGCAGCUCUACACAACGGUCUACAAUGAAAAUCCACCCUUUAUGCCCGGGUUCUUUGUUAUAAAGCUUUUCUUGAACGAUACGUUUCCAGCGCUUAUGACUCGAACCAUCUACGUUGGCGUUUGUUUACCUUCUAGCUGUUCAACCAAAGAAGUUAAUAUUUUAGCAGAAUCUACACAAACACCCUCGGCAACACGGAGUGUUAACAUUUUGGAUGUGCGCAUGCCCACCAACGGGAAGUUCAACUUGUACGAUGAUCGAACAUUUUGGAUUCUAAUAAUUGUCACAUCUUUCGUGUUCACUCUUAUAACUGCUGGCACAUUAUACGAAAUAUACCUGACACGUCGCUUGAAAGCAGCACUCCGUCGUCAGGAUAAAGAAAUGAUGAAUAACAGUGAAACCUCGUCUGGCAUUGGCUGUCCUUCGUCUGAUUACAGUGAUUCCUUGGCACAUGCAUCGCUCAAAAAAGAGUCCAUCAAGGAAUCCCUUAACGAACUGAAAAUAGUACUGAACAUGCCGCAUGAGAUAAGUGGCGGUCCGGCGAGUAGCAACAGCACUUCGGAUGAACAUCUGGAAGGUCAUCUACACGAACCGGAAAAACUGGGCGUUUACUCCGAAUUAUUAUUAUCAUUCUCAGCGAUCACCAAUUUCAAUGCGAUCUGUGAUCGAAACGUCGGUGCAGACACCAUUCCGUCUAUACAUGGGUUACGUGCAUUUUCGAUGGCAUGGGUGAUACUAGGUCACACUUGCAUAGUGGUCUUCAAAUACUCAGACAAUAUGGAGAUGCGCAAGGAAGUGGAGAAAAAUUUCUUCUUCCAAGCCAUCACCAACGGACCAUUCAGCGUGGACACAUUCUUCUUUAUCAGUGGUUUCUUAGUUUCAUAUUUGUACUUCCGCACAAACGCCAAAGGAAAACUAAAUAAACUCACGAAAGGAACGAGUGAACUGGCAGCUGGUACAGCACACUUUUUUGGAUUGGUCGCAUAUCGUUUUAUGAGGCUAACAGCUCCGUACAUGUUUGUGCUCGGCGUGGUCCAGGUAUCCAUGAAAUAUUUGGCAGCCUACUCAAUAUUCGAUCCUCCAACUAUGGAUCACGAAACUUGUCCGCAAUAUUGGUGGCGUAACUUGCUGUACAUCAACACACUCUUUCCAGUAGAUCAAAUGUGUAUGCUAUGGAGUUGGUAUCUGGCGAAUGACACACAGUUUUAUAUAAUCGGUGCUAUCAUACUAAUUAUUGGGGUACGACAUUUUAAGCUAUCGGCAUUUACCACACUAUUUUUCUUAGUAUCGUCAUGGAUUACCACAGCAGUUAUAGCAUUUACAAACAACCAUCGUCCAGAUACUGAUGAUCCGCUAGCGCUCUUCGAUAAAAUUUACGACAAACCCUGGACACGUCUUGGUCCCUACCUUAUUGGUAUGGCUGUUGGCUGGAUAUUAUUCCGCACCAACUGUAAAAUCCGCUUACCACGUCUAACGGUAGCCACUCUCUGGGUAUUGGCCAUACUCAACUUGUUUGUUCUCGUGUUCGGGUUGUAUCGUGCCGAAUUAUCACAGUUUAUGGCAGCCGCGUACAGCUCACUCAGUCACUCAGCAUGGGCUCUAUCGCUGGCAUGGAUCACAAUUGCUUGUUCUACAGGAUAUGGUGGAUACAUAAACACAUUGCUUGCAGCUCCUUGCCUCUAUCCAUUCUCGCGGGUCACUUAUUGCGCAUAUCUUGUGCAUCCGAUUGUCAUACGUUCCAUGGCUUUGAACACCGAUGCGCCCCUACAUCUGGGCGGUGACACAAUGGUUAUAUUAUUCUUCGGACUCGUGGUGGCUUCGUAUCUCUUAUCGUUUGUAGUGUCGAUGUCAUUCGAAGCGCCCGUCGUCACCAUGUUGAAAAUCCUGUCUCCUAGUCGAAAAAAGCGUAUUGCUUAGCUUAAGUAUUUUAAUGUAAUAUUUGUAUAUGUUAACAUAUACAUGUACAUAUGUAUGUAUUUAAUUACUUUUUCAUUUACAUUUUAAUCUUGUUCCUUAAGUUUGUAAUCAAUCAACAUGCACAACUUCAUUUAAAAAAUUUACUGAUAUAUACCAUACAUGUACACUGACAUACUGCAAGUGGUAGUUCACUAGUUCAAAAGUGCUUCAGUUCUGAUGCACCCAAAAACAUUACAUCGUUUAUAGCAUAGCCAAUUUAUGGUGCCGAACCGUUAUGAAACACUCAAAAGUUCCAUCACAAUACGCGGCAGUCAUCUCUUCUUGAAGUCGCACUCGGUACAAUCUAUUGCAAAUAGUUCGCGCUUGCAUACAAGAAAGCCAUGACAUUUUCAGAGCACUACAAGAGAUCAGUACGAGUUUGGCGAGAUUGCUCCAGUGCUUGAACCAAUGAUAUGUCUACGGAUUCGCAUUUCUCUGGAGUAUAUUCUUCAUACCUAGAUGUACAUGUGUACAUAUAAAAGGUGCAAAAACAAUUUUAACUAUUUAUCCACAUACAUAAAUACUACAUAUAUGUAUCUAUGUACUAUAUAUCUUGAAGCAUUAUUUUCCAUCAUCAUUUGUGACAUCGGAUCGAACUUUGCGGUGCAAGUGAUCAAAGCAUUGAUUUUGGAUUCAGUGUAAACUUUCAAGCAUUAACUUUUUAUUUGCAAUGUCAUUAACGAACAUACAUACUAUGUACAUACAUAUUUAUUCCAAAGCUAACGAACGCACUAAUGCUGUGAAUCGCCGAAAUUGCAAUGAGUAAGCAUUUGAUAACUCAGAUGUAACAAUUCGAUAUAAAACCCUUUAAACCUCCACUCAUUCUCAUUUAGUUUAGUAGCAUAAAAGUUAUAUAGUGAUUGUGUAUAUGUAUAUCUAUUAUAAAUGGGUACACCACGUACAUACCUACAAACAUACUUAAAAACAAAUAGCAUGUAUACAUACUAUACAUUUUUUAUACAAACAUAUU
Molecule: messenger RNA, 4449 nt
Organism: Bactrocera latifrons
Lineage: Eukaryota; Metazoa; Arthropoda; Insecta; Diptera; Tephritidae
Product: nose resistant to fluoxetine protein 6
Exons: 7
Coding region: 960-3440 (826 amino acids)
Molecular function (GO): acyltransferase activity, transferring groups other than amino-acyl groups
Source: RefSeq, a predicted model, not a curated record